Messenger RNA from Didymodactylos carnosus, 1244 nucleotides. The record is from the annotation of a GenBank genome assembly. Lineage: Eukaryota; Metazoa; Rotifera; Eurotatoria; Philodinida; Philodinidae.
UCUUCAUUUGUCCCAAAUAGAGAACUCAGAUUCAGUUCUUCAGCUCUCAAGAACUCAAAAUUUGUUCUUCAGGUUUUUAAUAAAUGAUUUUUGUUCUUUGAAAAAUUGAAAAACAAAUUUUGGGUUCUUGAGAGCUGAAGAACUGAAUUUGAGUUCUCUAUUUGGGACAAAUGAAGAACAAAAUUCGCGUUGACUUUUCAGUUCUUUGAAAAACUGAAGGACACAUUUUUUUAAGAGUGUAAGUGAUUUUGGCCAUUCUCCAAAAGCAAUUAUGAAGGCAAAAUUGAAAAUCUAUCUUUUAUCAACACAGUGGGUGAGUGCUCAAGAUAUCACAGUCGUGCCUUGGAGUAGAGAAAGGAACGAAGUCGCCAGAAAUUUGGGCAUGUUUCUAUGAAAAAAAGAAUUUCAAGUCAUGACUUGUCAUCUGUCCUGACUUGAGAAAGUUCUUUUGAGUUGGAAUCCCCGUGACUUGCCCAGCUCUGAAAUUAAUAUCGACAUUUUUAAUAAUCACCAGUCUUAGUGUCAAAACUAUCAUUAAAAUAUUCCCAGAUAGCACGAGGAUUUUGACCAAUGCUCGAAGAACUGUUACCUCAACUAUUUUCGAAUCGAUUUAUAGACAUUUUAAAUAUUUAACGAAAGUUUAUCGGCUUUAGACCCUUCAAUACUAACUUUUAGGUAUAUUCGAAUUGUUUACUGACAAUGAUAUUGAUUCUUCAACAGUAGUGUCGUAUCUUGAUCGAAUAAUUAAGUUAACUAAUCUGGAACAUUUGAAUAUCUAUAAUGCUAUACCAAAUAAUGGUUAUUUAUUUAAUGAAUUAUUAUUGCAGUUAUUAACAUCGCGACGCACACCAAUUAUUAAAUCGUUACAAUUCACAUCAUUUAGUAGUCCAUUUGAUGAUGAAUUACUCUUUAUUCGUAUGAGAAAAAAUAUCAAAAAAAUAACAUUAUGUGAAUGCAAACCGCUAACAAUUGAUUGUGUUCAUUUGUUUGCUGAUAUGUUUCCAAACGUUGAAUCGUUAUCAACGCGAAUUGAUCUAUUAGAAAUUGGGAGUGUACUAUCAAUUUUAUUGAAUAAAAUGAAAAAACUAUCAUCUAUAACACUGGAAUUAUCAAGAAUAAGAAAUGGUAAUAAUUUUAGUGAUUUGGAUGAAAAUAUCGUACUACAUUGGCUAAAAUUCCAUAUUAGUAAUCGUUCGUACACAGCUAAAUUCACUGAAGAUGGACUAUUACGUAUUUGGAUGUAA